Helobdella robusta is the source of this 762-nucleotide messenger RNA. RefSeq lists its product as hypothetical. The annotation marks the transcript as partial. The record is from RefSeq and is a predicted model, not a curated record. Gene Ontology annotation, molecular function: structural constituent of ribosome. NCBI's taxonomy places the organism in Eukaryota, Metazoa, Annelida, Clitellata, Rhynchobdellida, Glossiphoniidae. The transcript has 7 exons. Gene Ontology annotation, cellular component: mitochondrial large ribosomal subunit; ribosome. Gene Ontology annotation, biological process: translation.
CGGACUGGUGUUCUUGCUUUGAAGAUUGGUGUUGUUCCUCAAUGGACUAUUGAUGGCAAGAAAUUUUAUUGCACUCUGCUUCAGGUUCUUGAUAAUCAUGUUAUUUCUUACAAAAGUCCCGAAGAAAGUUCUUCCAACAUGUUUAAGAAUGUUAACAUGACACUGGGGACAUUAGUAGUUGGAGCUCUAGGAACAGAAAAUCGUAAGUUUACAAAAGCGUAUUGUGGAUUGUUUAAAAAUGCCGGUGUUUUACCAAAAAGAAAAUUAUCCAAAUUUGCUGUUUCUCCUGAAUCUGCUCUGCAGCCUGGCACUCCUUUGAAUGCCUCACAUUUUAUGGUUGGAAAUUUCGUCGAUGCUCAGGCCAAAACUAUAGGCCAUGGAUUUCAAGGAGUUGUGAAAAGGUGGGGGUUUAAGGGUGGACCAGCCAGUCACGGAACCACGAAAUGGCACAGGAGACCUGGUAACAUUGGAGGAGGACGAGGGAAAGGUAAAGUUUUUAAGGGCAAAAAGAUGCCUGGUCAUAUGGGAAUGGAAUGGAGGACUACAAGAGGAUUGAAGAUUUGGAGAAUAAAUACAAAGUAUAACGUAAUCUACGUGCAUGGACAAGCUAUUCCUGGGCCGACAAAUUGUUACGUCAGAUUGUUUGACACAGUAGUUUCCAAGAAAAGAUCAUUGAUGCUUCAAAACCCACCGCCUGUACCAACAUGUCACAUUUCCAAAGCUGUAGAUGAUGAUAUUUAUGAUGAAAAUCUUUUCAAUUUU